Messenger RNA from Cladocopium goreaui, 1781 nucleotides. The record is from the annotation of a GenBank genome assembly. NCBI's taxonomy places the organism in Eukaryota, Dinophyceae, Suessiales, Symbiodiniaceae.
AUGGGAAGCAUCCAAGCAAUAUUCGCCACGCUGGGCUGCCUGCACAUGGCAGGGGCAGAAAUUCAACUGUAUGUUCGAUCACAAGGACUGGCACAUCAGACCAUGGCCAUGAAUGAACUCUUGGCAGCAGUAGUAGAAGCUGGAUGGCCGCACACAUCUGUGGUAAGCAUGAAGGAUGCCGAAGAGGAACUGCGUCAUGGCGGAUUGUGGAGCUACUUCCCAUGGAUCUGGCUAUCGGAGAAGAAACGCUUGAAAAGCAAGCGCUCAGCGCGCGGUGGAAGGUGGCUGGUGUUCCUUGAGGCCUCGACCAUGGUGGCUCCCAAAGUCUUGGGGCAGCUGUUGAGCGCGUAUGAUGCGCGUGAAGCGUGGUAUUUGGGUCGUGCCUUGAAGGACGAGCAGAUGUCCAUCAUCCAUCACUAUCAGCAAGAACCUCCGUAUCCCUUGGCUCAUGCAGGAUUCGCCUUGAGUGGGGGGCUGCUGCGGAAGUUGGUGCUGGAUUUGGAGGAAAAACCGUUGGGAGGUGGCCAACAGAUCGAACCCGUUUGGGAAUUGGCCAGUCGUCUCAGCAAGAUGGGCAUCGCCAUCACUGACCACCGUGGCUUCUGCCUCGAGGCAGCCACGGGCUGCGCCACCUGGGCGAGGAGCCUGGAGCCGUUUCGACCCUCCAUGGGCUUAACAGCUGCAGAGCUGGUCAUCGCCGUGAAGACCGUUGAGAAGUUCCAUUCCGUACGGCUACCGCUGUUGAAGGAAUUUUGGACGGAUGAAAGUGCAGUCGAGGUCCUCUACUUGAGCAACACCAAAAGCCACUGUGUGCAAGAAGCAGACCUUGGAUGUAAUGACUUGGUGGACAUCAUUGACUUGAGCCUUGAAUUUGGCGACAUGGUUGAUCCAAGCAAAGAGUCCAACAAGCAGGGCAGUGGCCAUUGCACAAAGAUGCAGGCCAUUUUAAGGUAUUUGCACCGCUCCCGGCCGAGUCGACGAUGGUAUGUGGUCACAGACGAUGACACCUUGGUGAACGUUCCUCGCUUGCUGCGAGUGCUGGACUCGCAUGAUGAUUCACUGGCAAUCUAUUUGGGUGAACGCUAUGGAUGGUCUCACAUGCAGGACCGUGACGGGACCAACUACAUUACCACAGGGGCCGGGAUGGCCCUUUCCAACGCCGCCCUGCAACGCUUGAUGUCUUGCAGCACAUGCAACUGUCGGGCGCCAGAUGCCCCUGAUGAUAUGUCAUUGGGCACCUGGUUUCGCAAUUUGGGCAUCGAAGCGACCCAUGAGGAGGGUUUCCAUCAAUCAGAACCGCAGAACUAUCACAAGGAGCUGCUCGGCGCCAGCGAUCCUCCUGUCUCCUUCCAUCGCUUCAAUGCGCGGCUACCGGGCUCGGCCUCCGCCGAGGAGUUCCACGAAGCACGACGCCAAAGUUGGAGCAGUUGGAGGAAGAACUAUUUUAAGCAGGAUUGGUACUUUUGUACCUGGCUGACGGGAACACCAGACUGUCACUGAUAUGCGUUGCCAGCUAUGUGCAUGUUCUCAUUUGUAUCACCAUGUAUCACCGUAGUUGAUCCACCCAAGCUUCGCUUCAAGGCUGUGAACCUUCCCCCAUCUCUGGUACCAGUACAAAAAUGGGUCUUGAAGAGUGGGCAACAGGCAAGUUUCUCAAGCUUCAUGAUCCAAACACAGAACCAGAAGGCGACUAUCACUUGUAGGCAGAGUUAUUCCGGUACGAUGAUGUUCGUUUUGACCAGAUUUUGACCCUUACAAGUGGAGUCGCACUUGAAUAGGUC